UUAUCGGUCUCUCGCCCCAGCCGUCGGCGUUGUUUAUUUGGGUGGCGGCGUCAAGGGGAAAGCGGAACUAGCUUUAGCCGACUAGCUCCUGGUCGGCUCCGUGGGGCCACUUUGCUCGGAUCCUGCCGGUCGUCGACGGCCACUUUUUUUCAGCACAAUGCCGCAGACUAUCGAGCUCAGUACCACAGGAGGAGCGUCCAAACUGGACAGCGGCAACAUGGACGACAUGACGGUGGAGCAGAUCGCCGCCCGGGCCAACCAAGUGACGGACGAGUCGCUGGAAAGCACGCGCAGGAUGCUGCAAAUGGCCGAGGAGAGCAAAGAAACUGGCAUUAAAACCAUGGUGGUCUUGGACCAGCAAGGAGAGCAGCUUAAUCGCGUGGAAGACGGCAUGGACCAGAUCAACCAGGACAUGCGGCUGGCCGAGAAGAACCUGACCGACCUCUCCAAGUGCUGCGGACUUUGCAUCUGUCCGUGCAACAGAGUUUCAUCCAUCGAGAACGACUCCCGAUACAAGCGCACGUGGGGAAUCGGAAGCGGACUCGACAGCGAAAGCAACGGCGACGGUUCCAAAGUGGUGUCGAAACAACCCGCGGGCGUUCGGAACGGUCAAGCCGGCCAAGUCAAUGCGCCGCCGCCGUCUGGGCCGUACAUCAAGAGGAUAACCAAUGACGCCCGCGAAGACGAGAUGGAGGACAACCUGAACGCCGUCGGCGGCCUCAUCGGCAACCUGAAAUCGAUGGCGGUGGACAUGGGCACCGAACUCGACAAGCAGAACAAACAGAUCGACCGGAUCACCGACAAGGCGGACAUGAACAAAGUGCGCAUUGACGAAGCAAACCAGAGAGCCACCAAGCUCAUCAACUAAGAAGGCGCUCUCUCCAUCCCCACACACGCAUACACCAGCACAGCCACGCAAGAACACACAAUCGUCUUGAGUAGAAUAGGAGAGAGGACCAGUGAAAGGACGUUUUUUUCGAUAACAAAAAAUAAAUUUCAAAAACAGCUUUCUCCACACACACACACACACACACACACACACACACACACGACAGCCAUGCAAGAACACAAGCUCGCUAUGCAGAGCGCCAAAUGGUUCAUGUUAUACGGGAUCCCUCAAAAGACUUCCAACCGCUUUUAAAAAUGGCCACCUCUCGGCAGCAAAAACCCGUUAGGGAACGCAUUGUUUUGUAGGUGCCGCUCUCGACAUGGCUUCCACCUGCAGACCAGUUUUAAUCCCCCCCCAUCAAUGGUUAUUGUAUGUGUCUAAUUUCAAACCAUGCAUCUAUUUAAUUAUUCCUUCAAGCAGAGCUGUGAAUGAAAUCACCUCCCCGGACCCCUUUUUAAACAUAUUUAAAAUUCAAAAUGUGCUUCCUCCCUGCCGUGUCCCCGAUACGUGGCCCGGCGUCCGAGGGAUCGACAAGUGGACAAAUGGAUUGUCAUGUAAAUAUCCUUGUUAGCGAUUAGCAUGCUAGCAUUCAGGUUUGGUCAUCGGUGCGCGGCCGCUCGCUCCGCAUGUACAUAUGUUCGCUCGGCAGCA
Messenger RNA from Hippocampus comes (tiger tail seahorse), 1540 nucleotides. It is a transcript of the gene snap23.1, whose product is annotated as synaptosome associated protein 23.1. Gene Ontology annotation, cellular component: SNARE complex; plasma membrane. Bases 158 to 868 code for a protein of 236 amino acids. Gene Ontology annotation, biological process: exocytosis; synaptic vesicle fusion to presynaptic active zone membrane; synaptic vesicle priming. The record is from RefSeq and is a predicted model, not a curated record. The transcript has 8 exons. Lineage: Eukaryota; Metazoa; Chordata; Actinopteri; Syngnathiformes; Syngnathidae. Gene Ontology annotation, molecular function: syntaxin binding; SNAP receptor activity.